Messenger RNA from Melanotaenia boesemani (Boeseman's rainbowfish), 4351 nucleotides. RefSeq names its product pleckstrin homology domain containing, family A member 6 (gene plekha6). Lineage: Eukaryota; Metazoa; Chordata; Actinopteri; Atheriniformes; Melanotaeniidae. The transcript is spliced from 25 exons. The coding region runs from base 417 to 3617 and encodes 1066 amino acids. The record is from RefSeq and is a predicted model, not a curated record.
CUGGAUCCCACUCCGUGUCUGUUGAUGAUCCAAGAUAAAUCCUUCCUCAUCGCUGUUUGGAUCAGAGCUCCGUUAGCUCUGCGAAACAAAGCGGAACAACCAGGAGAUCCGCGGGCAGACCGGAGGCUGCAGCGGAGAGCCGAGCUUCCACUGAGGGCAGCCGAGGUGCAGCCGCUCCGGUGAACGUCCAGGCCCUGGCCGCCACCUCAGUCCGCCUUGGGAUCGAUAAUUAGGAGGGAAACCAAGAAGAAGCAGGGGAUUUUUUUUGCCUGGGAGGAGGGAGUGAAGCUGGACCGGAAUAUCGCUGCUCCUCCUCCUCCUCCUCCUCCUCCACCACCUCAUCUUCAAGGAACUUAGGUUUGGAUAGGAAGCUGAAUUCUGCUGCCGGGAAGAUCAUUUACUCCAAAACAGCUAGCAUGGUGUCAGAUCUGUCUCCAGAAGCCCAGUCUUACACUUGGAUGUCUCGUACUCCCAGAAAAGCAGCUACAUUUGGGAAGCGCUCCAACUCCAUGCGCAGGAAUCCCAAAGCAGAGAUUGCCAAGCAGGGAUGGCUGUACAAACAGGCCAGCAGUGGAGUGAAGCAGUGGAGCAGAAGGUGGUUUGUCCUCACUGACAGAUGUCUCUUCUACUACAAAGAUGAGAAGGAGGACACAGUGUUGGGGAGUUUGCCACUGCUCAGUUUCCGGAUCGGAAGAGUUGACCCUUCGGAUAACGUCACCCGCAAAUUUGCCUUUAAGGUGUGCUCGGAGGAAGAGGGUGAGGAUGGUGGGUUGAAGGAUCCUCUCGUGUCUUGCAUGCAGGCGAAGCACACCGGGACCAGAACAUAUUACUUCAGCACAGACAGCCAUGAGGAGCAGGAAGACUGGAUCAGAGCCAUGAGUGAAGCUGCAGAGGUCACUGACCAGACAGCUCUGAGAACCACUGAAGACCGUUUAAACAGCAUGGAGACAAAGAGCCCUGACCCACAAGCACACAGCAAUCUGAAUGGGGUGAAGGGCUCUCAAACAAGUCCAGCCUACACCCUCAGCUCCCAUCAGGAGGGAAGGAAGAGCAGCAGAAAGCCAGGAGGAGCUGCAGAAGAUGAGGGAGGAGCUCCUUUGGCUGACCACAUUCCCGAACCUAACCACAACAUUGAUGACUGGAGUAGCUGUGGUGGUCCCAGCACCAAGACCCAAAACAACAACGACAAGGCACCAUCCUCCAGGAGCUCCAGUGGACACCGUGGCUCAUCACACGACCCCAAAGAUCAGCAGGAGAAUGUGGUGCUAAGGAGGGGAUUUGUACCGAGGACCACACCAGAGAGGGUGGCCCAGAGAAAGACCUCUAUGGCUCAGCUGCAGCAGUGGGUCAACCUGCGGAGGGGCGUGGCCUCUCAGGAAGACAUCAACAGCCCAGCUCAUUACUACCCGGUGAGCAGAGGGGCCCCGGCCGACUACUACAGGCACUCCGGUGGCUCCCAGUACGUGGAGGAGUUUCCUCUGUAUCCCCCAGGAGUCCGGCCGGAGAGCAUCUGCUCCGUUUCUCCAGUGGGGGCUUAUGAUCGACACUGGACUGUGGAGCGGCGCUCACUGAGGGAUGGGCCACAGUUGCUCAGGGACCCCUGGGGGCCACCACAAUAUGGUGGGAUGGAAACACAGAUGAGGCGCUUGUCCAUCCAGCCACGCUCCAGGUCGGUGCCCAGGUCACCAUCCUUGUCGUCGGGGGGACCGUACUCCCCGGUUCCACCCAGCUUUGCCUCUCCAGCUCGAUCACCGUCCGGAUACUUUGAGCGGUUCCCUGGCAGAAUGAGGGAGGACGUCAUCUACGCAGACCCCUUCACCUAUAGCCUCAGAAGGUCCAUCAGCUCUCCAAAGUAUGUCUACCCUGGUGACAGGAGGUCCUUGAGUCAGGGGCUCUACCACCACAGCUACCCUGUGUCCCCCUCCAUGCACAUGAAAACGGAGGACAUGUUGGACCUUCAGCUCCAACGAAACCUGGACUACCUUGACCAGCAGGUUCCUCCCUUCCAUGACGUCUACAGCAGAGAGCUACAUCCCACCUUGAAGCUGAAUGAGAUUGAAACUAGUAAACUUUUGGGUCGACUGUGUGAACAGAGCCGAACUUUGAAAGACCACGAGGCUGCAGUUCACCGACUGAGGAUGGACAAGGACAGCCUAGAGGAGGCACUGGUGGCAACUCAUCAGGAGAUGGAGCUCUACCACAACCAGCCUUUAAUCCUGGAAAAACUGCAGUUUAAGAAGGAGACCCAGCAGAACCAGCUCAUCAACAUCAGAGGGGAGCUUUCCCAGGCCUCCAGUGCUUUAACCACCAUUCGGAUGGAGUUUGAAGCGCUGGAGGAUGAGGCCAAUGCCAUCCAUGGAGACCUGUGGGAGCAACUGAAUGCUGGAGGGCAGAGUGAACUAGUUCGUCGACACAUUCAGAAAGAGUUCUGGAGAGUCCAGGAUGUGUUAGAGGGUCUUCACAAGAACAAUUUGUCCAGAGGCACAGACACAGCCAAGCACAGAGUGGUCAGCGCUGCUUCGGGCUCCUUUAGCACCAAUAGUCCUGCCAGUCCCCUCAGCUCCAUCAGCCUCACCAGCCCGCUCAGCCCCUUCUCCCCCACCAAGCAGCUGGGCCCGGAGGAAAGUGUUCCACCAAGGCCGCCCCUCCCCAAGUCCUACUACCCCUUGGAGCCCUCCCCCACCUUCCCUCCCUCCAUCCCCCCUCUGCCUUUAGACAGCACCGCCUGGCUAUGCAGCUUGGGCCUGGAUGAAGGUUCUCCUGACCAAGACAACAUCACACAGAAGCUGAAGAGGGGAGAUCAGAGCAGCUCCAGAGAUGUUCAGGAGCAGCUUCAGUCCAACACAAACAAAGUUGGCAUUGUUCCUCCAAGAACUAAAUCCCCCAACGAAGAGUCUCCCAGGAACUCUGCUGAAGGUUCCCGACAUAUCUCCAGGGAGCGUCCGAAGAGUGCUGUGUUUCCUGCCGAGUUUAAGUCCAAGAUGAGCGUGGAGGAGCAGAACGAGCGGAUCCGUAGGAACCAGAGUAGCUCCAUGAGGGACAAGAGGCGCAGUCUGAACCUUGGCCAGUCUCCAGCUAACUACAAAGUGGUUCGAAGGCGGCUGACAGCUCAUGAAAUUGACAUCAAAGACUUGGAGGCAGCUGUCCGGGGUGAAGGUCUAGAAUCUCCAGGGGAGGAAAUUGCUCGGCUGAGACGGUUACAGGUGGAACCAGAACACUACGACAUCAGCAAAGAGCUGAUGGCCCCUGACAAGGUUGUGAUCCCAGAGCGUUACGUGGACGUGGAAGAGAACACUCUGCUGAGCCCAGAGGAGCAGAAGGAAAAGCAGAAGAAACUCGACCGGAUCAAGACACUGAUUGCAAAAUCCAACUUGCAGAACAUGGUUCCUCUCCUGGAUGGUCCUGUGGAGGGUGGAGCUUCAGCCAGCUCCCAGCACCAGCUUCAGGAGCAAGAGAAGAGGAUUGAGAUCUCCUGCGCUCUGGCUGCUGAGGCCUCCCGCCGGAGCCGCCUCAUCUCUGCCCAAUGUGCGUCCAGUCCCCCCAUAUCCCCGACCAGCCUGGUCCCGCCACCGUCCUCUGCUGACUUCCCCAACUCUGCACACAUCAUGAAGGUGUGACCAGUUCAGGCUCUGGCUGCUGUGAAGUUUGAUGGAGCUUCUUUCUGAGGAUCAGUGAAAACGUUACCGGGGUCUCUGGAACAGCUGAUCUGAAGCAGCAGAAACUGUCACAGCUGUCUGUCUAACCCGGAUGCUAAGAACUGAGAACUCACCAGCCAGAAGUCCGGCGCAUACCCACCUCCUGCUGAUGUAAACCCUGUAGCACAAAGGAAGCUUCAGAUCCUGUCCUGUCCAGCUGUGUCAUAUUUCUGUCUCAUUUAGCUCAGGACAUGUUCUGCAAAGUCAGUUACUUCUGAGCUUGAGAUGGUGAACCCACCAGAGACAAGCUUCAGACGUCAGAAGAACCUGGUUGACACCCGAACCUGAACAAACUGGAUCAUGUUUUCUCUGACUGAGACCUCCCAUCACUGUCCAACUGUAAGGACUCACUGUGAUGCCUGUUUACCCAGAAUGCCAUCCUCUCCACAUCUCAUCUUCGCCUUGUCUGCUGUGUGUCUGAGUGUGAAGGUGAGAAAGACAGGAAGUGUUACCAGAGUAAAGGUUAAAGCCAUUUUUUAAUCAGUGAUGAUUUAGAGAAACUGCAUGAAGCACAAAGCUGACCAUCACCUAGAGCCCAACCGAUAAGGAUUUUUUGAGGCCGAUGCCAAUUCCAAUAUUUGGCAGAAAAAUAUUCAGAUAACUGAAUAAUCAGCCGAUUAAUAAAAAAAAUUAAUAAACUAACUUUUAUUUUUCUA